Molecule: messenger RNA, 1549 nt
Organism: Botrytis cinerea B05.10
Lineage: Eukaryota; Fungi; Ascomycota; Leotiomycetes; Helotiales; Sclerotiniaceae
Exons: 2
Coding region: 305-1144 (279 amino acids)
Source: RefSeq, a predicted model, not a curated record
GAUAAUGAGGUAUUCGGUACCUGAAUGCAACAGCUGGCGCACUCGGUGAGAGGAUGUCCUGACUUCAUCAUCGCUUGUUACAUAUAUUUAAAUCUCGAAGUCAAUGAAAGCUUCCGUGGUUUUGACAAAAUAUCCAUUCAGUCACCAUUCCAGGAACUGAGCAUCUAGAUAUCUAUCGCGCAAUAUAAGGUUAAUUUUGGAUACAAUUGGCGGGGAUUUUAAUUAAAUAGGUGGUUGGGCAACGAACCUUGGAAUAAUAUAACGGUCAAUCUAGACCUAUAUCUCCAUACGUUAACGAUCCAAAAUGCGUUACCAUUCUUCAUUCCUCGCUUUCUCCCUCCUCACCUCAACCACAGCUCUCCAAAUCCCAUCAUUACUCUCACCGCCGGAGCCUUUCUAUGCACCACUUUCCCUCGACCUUGAUAUCUCCUCAGAAUCAUCCAUAAUAUCAAAUGAAACUAUUUUCCCAGAUACUUCACCAGCUUCCUCAAAACCUAAACCCGAACUCCUCAAGCGCGAUGGAAACUGCCCCAGCAAUUACAACUCCUGUUCUACUCUGAAAGAUUCAUAUGGAGGGGCAUGUUGUCCGGCGGCAGCAGUAUGUUCAACAGAUGCUUCUCAUAAUAUAGCUUGUUGUGCAGUUGGCGCAUCGUGUACUGGUACUAUUGCAGUUGCAACUGCAACGAGUCCAGCAUCAGUUUCCGCGACUGCAACGGGAACAUUCGUCCCGAAUGCUUAUUUCCCAUUCCCAGUCUUACCUACUAGUUAUGUCAACUCUGCAGCAUGUGCUAGCGCGACGGCUUCUUGUGCUAAGAAUUAUGCGCUUUGCACUGUCGAUCUCGAGGGAGGAAUGGGCGCGGGAAUCACAAUCUCGGCUGCAAACGGCGGUGUUACUGUGGCUGCAAGUACUAUCAGUGGAGGGUGGCUGCCAGCAGCCAGUGCCGCAAGUGUCUGUCAGAGUUUGAGUAGUGUUGCGUGUAACGCUGUUGAAAGCGCUGGGUGUGCGCAAUUCGGUACAGGAGCCGCAACUGCUACCUUUGUCAUUGGGACCAAUGGAGUGGGCGCAAUGAUUCCAAGACCAACUAUGAUGAAUUGUCUGCCAUAUGCGGCUGCUGCGGCUGGAGUUAUGGGAUUGGUGAUUUGAGAUGAAAACGGACGGAUUGGGAUUCUAUAAGUCCAUUCGGAAUUCAAAAUGGAAAUACGACAUGCUUCCUAGUUUGAAGAAGGUGUGAGAUACAAUUGGUACUGCGGAAGGUUAUGCAACAAAUGUUACGAUAUAAUGUCUGGCUGGGUAUGGUGGAAUGAAUUUAAGAUGAGAGGGUGCUUUUUUUUGACAUGAGAUGAAAGGGUUAGCGAGUUGAGGAAAGGAGACGCGUGUGAAAAGCUUGAUAAGCGGAUACCUAUCUUGAGCGAUUGAGCAUAGUUUUGGAGUUUGACGAUUAACGAAUAUGGACGAGGUUUUCUGAUGUGGAAUGAUAUGAUGGCAGUCGGUGGGAAUUUUUACAAGUAUCAUACCUAGAUAAAUAUCAAUGUGUACAAUUUAUGAACA